Molecule: messenger RNA, 342 nt
Organism: Capronia epimyces CBS 606.96
Lineage: Eukaryota; Fungi; Ascomycota; Eurotiomycetes; Chaetothyriales; Herpotrichiellaceae
Exons: 3
Coding region: 1-342 (113 amino acids)
Source: RefSeq, a predicted model, not a curated record
AUGGCUUUCUGCUUUGUCAUGGGCACGAAUGAUUUCACCGGGCCUCUCAAAGGCUACGAGUCCAUCACAGCGCAGUGUCACAACUGCGGAAACUGGUCGGCACAUCCUAUUUCAUCCUGGGAGUGGUUCACCUUCUGCUUUAUUCCUGUUAUACCACUCGGAAGCAAGCACAAAGACGUCGGUCCCCUCCUUCAAAGGGUAGUAUUGGUCCAUGCUGAAACUUCUCGUAGCUUGCUUGCUCAAUCUGCCGGUUUCGCCAAGAUCUACGGAAUCGACCGGAUGUCCUCUCGCAACAAGGCCAAGGGCCAGCUGUACCCCCACAGCAACAAGGACCGCCGUUAG